Messenger RNA from Trifolium pratense (red clover), 3084 nucleotides. Its product is annotated as pentatricopeptide repeat-containing protein At1g62670, mitochondrial-like. The transcript is spliced from 2 exons. The record is from RefSeq and is a predicted model, not a curated record. Bases 160 to 1791 code for a protein of 543 amino acids. Lineage: Eukaryota; Viridiplantae; Streptophyta; Magnoliopsida; Fabales; Fabaceae. Gene Ontology annotation, molecular function: protein binding.
AACCCCACACGGCCACACCCAGAUCAAUAUUAGAGAGUAUACUUACUCUUGCAGAAAAUUGAUCAUAAACUACUUGAAAGACGACGUCGUUGAGUAGUUCAUGCGUGGCUUUCUUCUGCAAUUGAAUUUCACGCUGCGACUGCGAACAAGAAGAAGAAAAUGUCAUCACUGUUUAUGAGAUUAACAAGGUUUCCUUCAAAACCCUUUUUUCCCUUUACUUUAAGGUUAUUCUCUCACUCUCACAAUGUUAAUGUUAAUGAUGUUAAUGAUGAUGCUAUUUACUCAUUCAAUCGAAUGCUACAAAUGCGUAAUACUCCUUCCAUUAUUGAAUUUAACAAGAUUUUAUGUUCCCUUGUUAAAAUGAAGAAUAAUUACUCAACUGUUAUUUCCCUUUCCCAACAAAUGGAAUUCCAUGGAAUUAGACCUGACAUUUUAACUAUCACCAUUUUGAUCAAUUGUUAUUGUCACAUUGGUCAAAUGACUUAUGCAUUUUCUCUAUUGGGAAAGAUUCUUAAGAUGGGUUAUCAGCCGAAUAUCGUAACCUUGACAACCCUUAUAAAAGGCCUUUGUCUUAAAAAUGACAUUCAGAAAGCAUUGUACUUUCAUGAUGAUCUUAUCGCUAAGGGAUUUCAGCUCAACCAGGUUAGUUACGGGACAUUGAUCAAUGGGUUGUCUAAAAUGGGUCAAACAACAGCUGCCCUCCAACUGUUGAGACGGCUCGAAAAAGGAUCAGUCAAGCCUGAUUUAGUAAUUUACAGUACAAUCAUUGACAGCAUGUGCAAAGAUAAGCUUGUAGAUGAUGCUUGUGAAUUAUUUUCUGAAAUGGUUAACAAGGGAAUUUUUCCAAACGUUGUCACUUAUAGUGCUCUAAUCUAUGGUUUUUGUAUUGUGAAUAAAUUAAAAGAAGCAAUUGUUUUGUUGAACGAAAUGGUAUCGAAAAACAUCAACCCAGAUGUUUAUACCUUUAGUAUAUUGAUUGAUGCGUUUUGUAAAGAGGGAAAGAUGAAAGAAGCUAAAAGUAUGUUAGCUGUGAUGAUGAAACAAGGUACGAAACCUAAUGUAAUUACUUAUAAUACUUUAAUGGAUGGGUUCUGCCUUCGUAAUGAAGUGAAAAAGGCAUUACAUAUAUUUAACACUAUGAUUCAAAGGGGAGUGAUGCCCGAUGUUAAGAGCUACAACAUCAUGAUAAAUGGAUUUUGUAAGAGUGAAAUGGUGGAUGAAGCCAUCAAACUCUUUGAAGAAAUGUAUUUAAAAAAUAUGAUUCCUAAUACAGUAACAUACAACACUCUUAUUGAUGGCUUGUGCAAAUCAGGGAGAAUUGCAUAUGCUUGGGAGCUUGUAGAUGAGAUGUGUGACAGAGGCCAACCGCCCAAUGUAAUCACCUACAAUUCCUUCUUGCACACUUUGUGCAAAAAUCAUGAACUUGACAAGGCAAUUGCAUUAGUCAAGAAAAUUAACGACCAAGGUAUCAUGCCAAAUUUGUACACGUACAGUACCCUAAUUGAUGGACUUUGCAAAGGUGGGAGGCUUAAUGAUGCACUAAAGGUUUUUAAUAAUCUUUUGGCUAAAGGAUACAAUCUAGAUGUCGUAACGUACACAACUAUGAUUUGUGGACUUUGUAAUGAGGGCUUGUUUGAAGAAGCAUUUGUUUUGCUGUCAAAAAUGGAAGAUAAGGGCUGCUUUCCUAAUGCCUUCACUUUUGAAAUAAUGAUUUCUACUCUCUUUGAAAGAGGUGAGAAUGAUAAAGCAGAGAAACUUCUUCGUCAAAUGAUUGCUAGAGGCCUGCUAUAAGAGUAAAUACAUUGGUUUUCUUAUGGAAACAAAAGUUCCUCCCAACUCAUGUCUCUCUAUCACAACUUAUUUCCACUUACAAAAAAUUGAUGAUAAACUACUUGAAAGACGACGUCGUUGAGUUCGUGCGUGGCUUUCUUCUCGCUGCGAACAAGAAGAAGAAAAUGUCAUCACUGUUUAUGAGAUUAACAAGGUUUCCUGUUCAUGUGAUGGCUUGAACAACCACCAAAGAAUCCACAUUCAAUUCCACAUGCGAAAAAUUAAAACUUCUAGCAUAAAUGAGUCCUUCAAAAACUCUCCAAAACUCUGCUAAAUAUGCACUACCAAAGCCGACAAGUUUAGCAAAUCCACCCAAGCAUUCACCAUCACUCCCUCUAAUAAUUCCAUCACAUCCAAUCGAGCCAUCUUCACUACGAGCCCCGUCCGUAUUCAAUCUAACCAAAUUCUCUAUAUUUGUAUGGGAUUUGUACUUUUCGCACUCCCUGCAAUGUCUCAGUCACCCCCUGAAAUGACCAAACUAUCUUUCUCGCUUUGUAGGAUGCGAGCACGUCGAUCGCGUUGCAGAAGGCUAGGUUGUAUAUGUAGGUGGCCUUUGAAUUCACCCACCCCAAACAUUUAACAUGUUCGCUAUCUAAGAUGCGAACACAUCUUAUUUUAAAAGCAUCGCCGUCUAGGAUGCGAACACGUCUUAAUUAUAAGACGUCUUCAUCUUCUUCUUUCCCAUUUCAACGAUUUCUGAAAAACUAGGAGGAGUAUUGGCCUACUGGUAAACUGGUAAAAUUGAAGGUUUAUUGGCCGUUUGUGGUUGAAAACAACAAAAGGAAGUUAUGUUUUAAAACACAAUACUCCCAAACCCAUUGCCCAAACCCUCAAUUCUCCCAAAACCUUAGUUCAUCAAAAUUGAAGGUUUCUUGGUCGUUUAGGGUCGCAAUAAUCAAAGGAGCAAAGAGUAAUAUAAGGUAAAGGCUUCCUUCCCGUUUAUUUUUCUAUAUUCAUGACUGUGUUGGUUCGCGUUGUGGUCGGCGAACAGUGAACCUGUGUUCGCUUACCGGAUAGCGAUACGAAUUAAUCGUUCGCUUCACAGUAAGCGAGCGUAUAUUCUGCCUGCUGUUUCUUUUGUUGUCAUUUGGUUUGGAUAGUAGGUGUAGGAAUAAAUUUGUUGGAAAAUAUUUAGUUUCCUAGUUUGUUAUUUCUAGAAGAUUCUAAGCUUAUCUAUUAUUUUCUUUUAUGUUUGUACUCUUCCUAUUUAAACCAGCCUUGAGCUGAGGAAUAACACACAACAAUAUUCACUUA